GCGGCGGCCCGGAUGCAGGUGGCGCGGCGCGUGGUGUGCGCGCUGUCGGGCGGCGUGGACAGCGCCGUGGCCGCGCUGCUCCUCAAGCGCAGAGGGUACCAGGUGACGGGGGUGUUUAUGAAGAACUGGGACUCGCUGGACGAACAUGGCAUCUGCACGGCCGACAGAGACUGCGAGGACGCCUACAGGGUCUGCCAGAUCCUCGACAUCCCCUUCCACCAGGUGUCCUACGUGAAGGAGUACUGGAACGACGUGUUCAGCGACUUUCUGAAUGAGUAUGAAAAGGGAAGGACGCCCAACCCUGACAUAAUGUGCAACAAGCACAUCAAGUUCAGCUGCUUCUAUCAUUACGCCAUGGAUAAUCUCGGAGCCGAUGCCGUUGCCACGGGCCACUACGCCAGAACGUCCCUGGAGGACGAGGAGGUCUUUGAGCAGAAGCACAUUAGGAGACCGCAAGGGCUUUUCAGGAAUCGAUUUGAAGUGAGAAACGCUGUAAAACUCCUCCAGGCCGCUGACAGCUUUAAAGACCAGACCUUCUUUCUCAGCCAGGUCGCCCAGGACGCCCUGAGAAGAACCCUCUUCCCUCUCGGGGGGCUAACCAAGAGUUUUGUCAAGAAGAUAGCGGCUGAGAACAGAUUGCACCACGUGCUUCAGAAGAAGGAGAGCAUGGGCAUCUGCUUCGUGGGCAAGAGGAACUUCGAGCACUUCAUCCUUCAGUAUUUGCAGCCGCGCCCCGGGAAAUUCGUCUCUAUCGAAGACAACCAAGUUCUGGGAGCGCACAAAGGCUGGUUCCUGUACACGCUGGGCCAGAGAGCGAAGAUUGCGGGCAUGCGAGAGCCCUGGUUUGUGGUGGACAAGGACAGCGACAAGGGGGACGUGUUUGUGGCCCCCAGGACGGACCACCCCGCCCUGUUCCGGGACCUGCUUCGCACGGGCCGCGUGCACUGGAUCGCCGAGGAGCCGCCGGCCGCCCUGGUCCGGGACAAGAUGAUGGAGUGCCACUUCCGGUUCCGCCACCAGAUGGCGCUAGUGCCCUGCGUGCUGACCCUCAAUCAGGACGGCACCGUGUGGGUGACGGCGGUGACGGCGGUGCGGGCCCUGGCCCCCGGGCAGUUCGCGGUGUUCUACAAGGGGGACGAGUGUCUGGGGAGCGGGAAGAUCCUGCGGCUGGGGCCGUCCGUCUACACGCUGCACAGGGGCCGGAGCAGAGCCCCGGCGGGGCCCAGCCCGCGCCCCUCGCCCUGACGGCCCGCUGCCGGGC
Messenger RNA from Perognathus longimembris pacificus (Pacific pocket mouse), 1261 nucleotides. It is a transcript of the gene Trmu, whose product is annotated as tRNA mitochondrial 2-thiouridylase. Gene Ontology annotation, molecular function: sulfurtransferase activity. The record is from RefSeq and is a predicted model, not a curated record. Gene Ontology annotation, biological process: tRNA wobble position uridine thiolation. The transcript is spliced from 11 exons. NCBI's taxonomy places the organism in Eukaryota, Metazoa, Chordata, Mammalia, Rodentia, Heteromyidae. Bases 13 to 1245 code for a protein of 410 amino acids. Gene Ontology annotation, cellular component: mitochondrion.